AUGAUGGGUCCGUUUGUUCCCUGCCUGGAUGCCAGGAGAACGUCAACGUCUGACAUGUCAGCUCUGCGCAUCCUGCAGCUGUCCAUGCUGCUGCUGCUGGUCAACCAGUCCCUGGAUGGGCACCAAGAUGGAACAUUCAGCUCCAGUGUAAAAGUGAGUCCCUCUGUCUCUACAGCCAGUGCCAGAGCAGCCCCUGGGCUCCCAGAGGGCUCCAGCCUGGCACCCACCAGGGUGGUGAUGAACCAGACGCUGGUCACCGAGUUCCUCGUUCUGGGAUUCUCCGAACCUCCUGGGCUGCAAACACUGCUUUUUCUCGCCUUCCUGCUCCUCUACACCGUGGCCCUUUUGGGAAACCUGCUCAUCGUGGUGGUCAUCAGCUCCAGCCCAGCCCUGCACACCCCCAUGUACUUCUUCCUGGUCAACCUGGCCUUGGUGGACAUCCUCUGCACCUCCACCAUCCUGCCCAAGCUGCUGGUGGGCAUGGUGGCCAGCAGGACCAUCUCCUAUGGGGGCUGCAUGGCCCAGCUCUUUUUCUUCACGUGGUCCAUGGGGGCCGAGCUGCUACUCUUCUCUGCCAUGGCCUAUGACCGCUACGUUGCCAUCUGUCGGCCCCUCCACUACAGUGCCCUGAUGGGCCCCCAGGUGUGCCAGCUCUUGGCAGGAGUGGUGUGGACAGUCAGCCUGACCAACACCGGUGUGAACACUGGCCUCUUGUUGCGCCUGCCGUUCUGCCACUCCAAUGUGGUUGAGCACUUCUUCUGUGAAAUCCCGCCUCUGCUGAAGCUCUCCUGUGCCCCGACCCACCUGAACGAGACCAUGGCCUUCACUGCGGAUCUUUUCCUGGCGGUGGGGAACUUUUCCGUGAUCAUGCUCUCCUACGGCUGCAUCGUCGGCAGCAUCCUGCGCAUACGCUCAGCUGCGGGCAAGCAGCGGGCCUUCUCCACCUGCUCCUCCCACCUGCUGGCGGUCACCAUGUACUACUCCACUGUCAUCUACACCUACAUCCGCCCCACGUCCAGCUACUCGCUGGACAAGGACAAGUUGGUGUCGGUGAUCUACACCUCCGUGGCACCCUCCCUGAACCCCCUCAUCUACUCACUGAGAAACACAGAGGUGAAAGUGGCACUCGGGAGGCUGCUCUCCUACCGCUGAGGUCUGUCCUCGUCACCCAGCCUGCCCCCAUCCCCCCAGGGUGGGGCCCAGCACAGUUUUCCCUAAGGUGGGGCGUGUUUGGUCCUGGAAGCCUCUCUUGUUUUCUCUGAGCACACACGUGAAGUACCAUUCAGUGUCCAUGGGACCAGUUCUGACCCUUUAUGCCCUGGGGGCUGGAGUUGCCCCUAAACCUCCAGUUGCCCCUAAAACCUGGGGUUGUGUGUGACUUCUUCCUGACCUGAGAAGCACUAAGUACAUGUGCAGGUGGGCUGAGCCCUUUCUCCAACCCUCCUCCCAGGUUCUCCCCAGGAGGCCAUCUCUGGAUCUUGUGGACAAGCCAGGGUUUGCUCGAGCUCUCCCGCUGUGAGCUCCUUCCAUUGCA
Messenger RNA from Phacochoerus africanus (Common warthog), 1534 nucleotides. Its product is annotated as olfactory receptor 13G1-like. The transcript has 2 exons. Bases 1 to 1152 code for a protein of 383 amino acids. Gene Ontology annotation, cellular component: membrane. Gene Ontology annotation, biological process: G protein-coupled receptor signaling pathway. Lineage: Eukaryota; Metazoa; Chordata; Mammalia; Artiodactyla; Suidae. The record is from RefSeq and is a predicted model, not a curated record. Gene Ontology annotation, molecular function: olfactory receptor activity; G protein-coupled receptor activity.